Bursaphelenchus xylophilus (pine wood nematode) is the source of this 5851-nucleotide messenger RNA. Lineage: Eukaryota; Metazoa; Nematoda; Chromadorea; Rhabditida; Aphelenchoididae. The record is from the annotation of a GenBank genome assembly.
AUGUCGUGUAAAGAAACGAGCAGUCCCAAAUCGAAGGCGUCUUCAUUGAACCUUCAACCUGUUAAGAUCUUCGAGGUUGGCGACUUGUAAGAUAACUCGAUUUUUUGCAAAUUUCUGAGCCAAGAUUUACGCAAAAAACCGUUUUUAGAAUCUACGGAGAUUACAAGGUGACCGAAGUCAUGCGAGAUAGGAUCCCAUCAACUCACAACUUCUACAAAGCCAAGGCCAAAAAGCCAUUCAAAGAUCAAAAUGAUGUUGAAGUAAGCGGAAAAAGUGCAAUUUUCGGAUUUAAAAAAUUUUUUCGAAGAAAACUAAUGUCAUUUGAAUGACUUUGAAACCAUCUUUUCCGCUAAAAUUUGAGGAAAAAUGGAAGAUUUUGAGAUUUUUUGUUCUGAUGUCUAGUGUAAUAUAAUUCGAAUUAGACGGGUUUUUGAAGAUUUUCUUCAUUUAUUUUUUUGUAUAUGAGAUUGAUAGAGCAUUUGUAUCGAGUUUCUACUGCUUUUUGAGCCAAAUUCCGACUGCUCAAGUUUUCGUGGUGGGACCCAGAACUUCUUUUGAGCCAGGUUAAAAUUCAAUUUUACCUUGCCUAAAAUGCCUCAUUAGGUUCAAAACUACAUUAUAAAUUUUUUUACAUAUUUUUUUAUUUUUACAACGGACAUUCUUACUCAAAGUUUAGCUGUUGACCUAUUACAAUAUAAUUUCUACAGUAUCCCGAGUUGAUGUUCAAGACAUUCGGCGCUACGACUUUGCCCGAGGUGAACGUGGUCCGCGAAUCGCAAAUCCAUGCGUGGCUGAAGGCGAGCCGCUGUCCGGAUGCGUUCUUUCGCAUCCUUUGCCCCGCGCCUCUCAUCUUCGGCGACGCACAGCGAAUGCUGGCCUUCCCCAUCUACCAUUGCUCGUUGGCGGAGGUCAAGAGGAGAGUGGGCUUCCUGUCACAGAAGACCACCCUCAGAUUGGGGUUGGAGAUGCUGUCGGCGGUCAAGGAAUUGCAUGGGUUGGGGAUCGUUCAUCAGAACCUGAAUCCAGGCCAUUUCCUGCUCUCACAUGCCUUCGAGGUGGACGCCGAACAUUUUGGAGUGGUGAUCUGUGAUCUGGCUGAGGCUAAGUAAGCAAUGGAUGGAUUUGGCGCAUGAUUUUUUUGAUUUUGAAAGGAUUGUUAUAUUAGUCAUGGUGAAGAUGACAAAAGUCGAAAAUUCAAUAUGUUGUCGUCGAUGGAUCAGGAUGAAAUUUAACUUACUUAAAUUCCAUGCUACUUAGAUGAUUUGAGCAAAAUUUCAGACCGCACUAACCAGAAACAAAUGGAAUAUAGCCGAUUAAAGCUAGAAAAGUUCGAUUUUUACUGUUUUUGGCUCAAUAUAACUAAUUCUAGUAGGAUAAAGUCAAAAAUUCUUUUCUAUGACCACAAAAUCUCUCUUUAUAGAGUGUGGAUGGUGUUUGAGGAAGAAGUUCCACUCCCGUUUUCGAAUCCACAGCCCCCAGUUGACCCACAUUUUUGCUCCGUUGACAUGAUGGAUUCCCCUUCAAGCUCUAGAAGAGACGAUUUAUACUCUUGGUUCUACACAGUGAGUUGUUUUGCAAAGCGUUUUUUACAUUUUUUACAAGUGUGACGAUUUUUUAGCGAAAAAUCAAUAGUGACAUUUCGUCCAAAUUUUAAAUUUGUUGUUUGUGGUGCGUGUAGUGGGCGAAAUUGGUAAAAUACGACAUUGCGUGCUCAAGUCGGAACCGUGAGCUUCAAAAAAAUCCAAAAAAUGUGAUUUACAUCCAAAAAAUCAAUAGUGACAUUUUGUCAAAUUUUGUAAUUGCUGUUUAGAGCAUGUGUAGUGGGUAGAAUGGGUGAAAAAUGGAAUUGUUUUCUUACAUUUGAGACUUGGGUUCAGAAAAAAUUAAAAAGUGUAAUUGACAUUAAAAAAAUCAAUAGUGACAUUUCGUCACAUUUUGAAUUUGCUGCUUACAGUGUAUGUUGUGUGUGGGAUGGAUAAAAUACGGAAUUUCUUUACAAAAUUCUUAAAAUUCGAGCGUGAGUUUGAGAAAAAUGAAACUUUCAUUCAAAAAAUCAAUAGUGACAUUUCGUCAAAUUUCCAAAUUGACUCAAAAUUGAAAUAAAACCAAUGCCAAAAUUCCGAAAAUUGAUUCUCAAAGGAUUUGUAAUCUUUUCAGAUGGCCUCCCUCCGCGCCAAACUCCCCUGGGAAUGGCUGGAGCCGGACGAGCCGUCGCUGAUCCGAAUCCGAAAAGUGGACUGGCGCCGUCGCCCGGUCCUGAUGGCCUCGAGCUUUUGCUCCGACAUUCAUCGCCUGAUCAGCGACAUUUUCGCUUGGAUCAACGAGAUGGACAGUCGGGGAAAGCCGCGGUAUCAACUGUUUGCGCAGAAUUUGCAUAAAGCACUGUGCAUUUUGGAGGGAAAACCCGGCGAAAAGUUUGAGGACUCGCCGAUUGGACAAGAGUUUGCCAGACCGGAUUGUGUUGACACUCCUUGUAAGGUAUGGAAUGGCGUUUUGAAGACGGUUUUCAGAGGUUUUGAGGACUUUGAAGGUUUUCGUGGCGGGACCAAACGUUUUGAAAACUGAUAAAAAUGGGGGUUUCUGCAAUUACUUCGUCAUUUUAGAGGUGUUAUUGCUACGUCUCCAGUCAAAAUUCAUGAAUUUUCUUUGAUUUCAGGUUUUCGUGGUGGGACCCAAAUUUUCAAAAAUUGACAAAAAGUUAAUGGAUUAUAUAACUUUAAGCUUCGAGAAUCAUUUUAGCUCUUUUUCGAGAGAUUCCCACUCGGAAUCCAUUGGUUUUUGCAAAUUUCAGGUUUUCGUGGUGGGAUCCAAAUGUUCGAAAAUUUGACAAAAAGUAUAGAUAAUGUAAUUUUAAGCUUUGAGGAUGAUAUUACCUCUGUUUUCAGUGAUUCCCGCUCGGAAUCCAUUGGUUUUUGCUAUGUUCAGGUUUUCGUGGUGGGACCUAAAUUUUCGAAAGUCGACAAAAAUAUAAUGGAUAAUAUAAUUUUAAGCUUCGAGAAUCAUUUUAGCUCUUUUUUUGAGUGAUUCCCACUCGGAAUCCAUUGGUUUUUGCAAAUCUCAAGUUUUCGUGGUGGGACCCAAAUGUUCGAAAAUUUGACAAAAGGUAUAGAUAACGUAAUUUUAAGCUUCGAGAAUCAUUUUAGCUCUUUUUUUGAGCGAUUCCCGCCCAAAAUCCAUUGGUUUUUGCAAGUUUCAGGUUUUCGUGGUGGGACCUAAAUUUUCGAAAUUCGACAAAAAUAUAAUGGAUAAUAUAAUUUUAAACUUCGAGAACGUAGUGGACGUUUUUGUCCCCACCCCGGUUUUGUCCCCAAUACGGUUUUGUCCCCAGGACGUUUUUGUCCCCACUUUUUUCGAGCCUUUUUGUCCCCAGACCGGUUUUGUCCCCAGGACGGUUUUGUCCCCAAGACGUUUUUGUCCCCACUUUUUUAUUUUUUUGUCCCCACACCGGUUUUGUCCCCAGGACGUUUUUGUCCCCAAGCUGGAUAGUACGAUUAAAAAUUAUGCAUUCAGAUGUUAAUGCUGUUGGUUUGAAGCCCCGCACUUCCCAAAAAAUGUGUUUUUAGCACUUGGUACUGUAUAGUACAAGGUGGUACUAUAUAGCACGAGGUAAAAAUUAAGCCAUAACACGUCAAUGCUAUGGGGUUGAAGCCCAGUACUUCUCAAAAAUGUGUUUUAGCACAUGGUACUAUAUGCACGAAUUUGUUUUUGCACAAAAUGAACGUCUGAUCACUACUGCGUACCAAAACAACGUCAUUCACGCGUUAAAGCUUAAUUUUUACCUCGUGCUAUAUAAUACCACCUUGAACUAUACAGUACCAAGUGCUAAAAACACAUUUUUUGAGAAGUGCGGGGCUUCAAACCAACAGCAUUAACAUCUGAAUGCAUAAUUUUUAAUCGUACUAUCCAGCUUGGGGACAAAAACGUCCUGGGGACAAAACCGGUGUGGGGACAAAAAAAUAAAAAAGGGGGGACAAAAACGUCUUGGGGACAAAACCGUCCUGGGGACAAAACCGGUCUGGGGACAAAAAGGCUCGAAAAAAGUGGGGACAAAAACGUGCUGGGGACAAAACCGUCUUGGGGACAAAACCGGGGUGGGGACAAAACCGGGCCCAAUCCUUCGAGAAUCAUUUUAGCUCUUUUUUUGAGUGAUUCCCGCUUGUCCAUUGGUUUUUUGCUAUUUUCAGGUUUUCGUGGUGGGACCCAAAUUUUAGAAAAAUGUCAAAAAUCUCUCCAAGUCUUUUGACUAGACUAAAAUUUACUCAAUUUAUAGGCUUCGAAUCAAGACGAAGAGUACAAAAGCCUGUUCGACGACUACAAAUACGACGUGCAAUUCAUGUUCCGACGGGCGGAAGUUGGACUGCCGCCCGAGGUGAAAGCGAGCCUCGACGAAAAGUACAAGCCUUAUGUGUUCUCGGAAGAUAAUGCGGAGGUGGUGAAGAGCGCUGUGUUGCCGAAACAGCAGCGAAAAGUGAAGGAGAAGGCGGUGAAACAGAAGGAGAAAGAGAUCAUUGCCAAGGAGAAGCCAAGAGCUCCGACCAAUGUGCAGAAACGCUCGGAUUCGUCGGAAGUGGUAUGCUUUUUGAUGUAAAAUGGGUAGGAAUGAGGUCAAACCUCAAAAAAUUUUUCUUUACUUGAAGUUUUUUUGGGAUUUCUGGAAUUAUUUUCAUCGACCGGUCGAUUUUUUUAUUUUGAUUUUUGGAAAAAAUAAUUUUGUGAUUUUUUGUAAUUUUAGGAUUACUGCUUUGGAAAUUUAAAUUUUUCAAAAUUUUAUUAUCGACCGGUCGAUUUUUUAUUUUGAUUUUUUUAAAAUUUUAAGUUUAUUUUAUCUUUUUUUCGCAAUUUUUUGAAUAUAUUUUUUCAUGGUUUUAUUAUCGACCGGUCGAUUUUAAAAAAAAUUUUUGGGAAAAAUAAAAAAAUUAUUUUGGUGUUUUUUCGCAAUUUUUUGAUUAUUGAUAUUUUGAAUUUUUAAUUUUUACAAUUUUUCAUUAUCGACCGGUCGAUUUUUAAAAAUUCGAUUUGUUUUUCUGGACCAAAGUUUUUUUUCAGGAACCAACGAGAGAACGAAAGAAGUAUGUGGUGAAACCAGUGAUCGAUGUGAAGAAGUGGGAAAGAAAGAUGGGCAGAUCCAGAACCACCGAAUGGCUGGUCGGAAAUGCGGUUUUGGUGAGGAGAAGAAAGGUAAAACACAUCUUUUUCGAAAAUUUUGUUUUUUUUUGGGUUACUUUGAUUAGAAUUUUGCAACAUUUUUUCGACUGGUUGAUUUCUUUUAUUUUCGUUUUUUUUUUUUGAAAAUAAUUAUAUUUUUGGAAUUUUUGGAAUGUUUAUUUUUAACUUUUUAAAAAAUUUUCGACCGGUCGAUUUUUUAUUUUUUAAUCUUUUGAUUUUUUCGACCGGUUGAUUUUAUAAAUUUUUAUUUUUAAAAAUUUUUCGACCGGUCGAUUUUUCAUUUUUAAAUUUUUUGAUUUUUUCGACCGGUCGAUUUUUUAACGUUUAAUUUUUAAAAAAAAUUUUUAACCGGUUGAUUUUUAAAAUUUUUAUUUUUUUUUACUUUUUUUGACCGGUCGAUUUUUUAAAGUUAAUUUUUUUUUAUUUUUUCGACCGGUUGAUUUUUCAAAUUUUCAUUUUUGUGUACUUUUUUGAAAAAAAAUCGUAAUUCCAGUCCGACGAAGAAUCCAAGGAGUCCAAGGAAUCGAGGGAAUCUAGCAAGGAAUCGCAUAUCAAGCGCAAAAGGAAUCAUCACGGCAAAAAGAGGCAAAAAAGGGCCAAAAAACCGUCACAUAAGGUAAAAAUUUUUUUUUUGUUUGAAAAAUUUCUGUAAUUUUAGAUUGCCGACACGCAACAUCGCAAGUAA